Molecule: messenger RNA, 987 nt
Organism: Amphibalanus amphitrite
Lineage: Eukaryota; Metazoa; Arthropoda; Thecostraca; Balanomorpha; Balanidae
Exons: 7
Coding region: 79-987 (302 amino acids)
Source: RefSeq, a predicted model, not a curated record
GUCACGGUACAGACGGAGCCCCAGCCAUCGGUCGCCAGUCUAUUCAACACGCUUGAGGAGGCGCUCGGCCUUGUAACCAUGACGACGUUUGACGCUCCGUCAGCCCUUGGCGAGGAUCAGCUGACGGCGCUCCUGCAGAGUCUUCCCCGCUUGGAGGAGCUGACCGUCAGGGUACCGUCCUUCGGAACGGGGCGGUGGCUGCGGCUGCUGCCGACGUCACUGAGGACGCUAUACGUUGCCGGGCCGGAGGUGACGAAGCCGAGGUGGCCGGGACGGUACGGGAGUGGUCUGUCGGUAUCUCUCCAGGGGGUGGCUGCCGACACCAUCAGUCACCUGGCCACGGAGCUGGGGUCACGGAUUACGCUACUAGUCACGGAUGCACAAAUUACUACUAUCCCAAGUCAACUUCGUGGUGCCAUCAUCAGGGUGGAGCCAGACACUGUCAUCCUUCCGGCCGGAGUCGGUGACAGCGAGCUGACGGAGCUGCGGAACUCACGGAAGACUGUGAAACGCCUGUCAGUCUCCGCCGCCGACCUCCCGCGACUGAGGGGGCAGCUGCCGGAGGGCCUCAAGCGCCUCAAUAUCAGAGGGCCGGAGGUGACGGAGCCGAGGUGGCCGGAAUGGAACCCGUUGGUUCGUGGUCUGUCGGUAUCUCUCCAGGGGGUGGCUGCCGACACCAUCAGUCACCUGGCUGACCUGAGACGGACGGUCACACUACUGGAGAUAUACGAUUGUAAUGAUCUCACGACCGGCAGCCUGGAGCCCCUCACCAGACUGGUGAAGUCGUGUCGGCAGCUGUGUGUUCUGUACCUUCACUGCACGGCAGACACCGGCCGGGCCGUGCUGACCGCCCUGAAGGAGGCGGACCUGGGCCGGGAUAGUGAUGGCCAGCCCCGUACCAUCUGUCUCCGUGUCCCCGAGGAGAUGUACUGUCAGCUGAAGAGCCAGGCUAGUUAUCGGGUCUGGGUGUAUGAGUGGGAGGAUUGA